GUAGAGGGAAAUGUGCGUGAGCGUGUGGACUGAGGGAAGCCCCUAGUUAGCCAAGAGUGGAAACAUGGAUGAUGAUGAAGUCGCCGAGAGCUGGGAGGAGGCCGCCGACAGUGGGGAAAUGGAGAGAAGACUAGAGGAAAAGCUUCGAAUCAGUCAGAAAGAAAGACUUUCAAGUGGCAGUUCGAGUCGUCCUCUGAUGAGAACAGCAAUCGUAAUUCAGGACGACUCCCUCCCCGCAGCUCCCCCACCACAGAUUCGUAUUUUGAAGCGACCCUCCAGUAAUGGAUCUUUAGGAUCGUCUGUGACGCAGACUCGACCCUCCCCGCAAGUUAAAUCCUUAGCUCAGCGAGAGGCAGAAUACGCAGAGGCCAGGAAGAGAAUCCUUGGCAGUGCUACUCCUGAUGACACUCCACAGGAGAGACCCAUUUCAGACCGAUCUCCACGUGGAAGCAGCCAUACACUUUCAGAGGAAAACCGAUCAGGAAACCAUGUUGUUCGACAGCCAGCAGGUCCAGAUGGUACACAAGGCUUUCACCAGCGCAGAUAGGAAUAGCAGCCUUUCCUGGGAGGAAGCGAGAGGCGAUAGUGAAAUACGGUCUCCCAAAAUACGGUUGAAAAUCAAGUCAUUUUUAUCAAUAUUUAGGAUGUGGGAUGUUUUUCAAAUAAGUAUAAAAAACCCUCUUGAAUUCAGCACGGCGUGUGUGGAAUGUAACGGGGGAAAGGAACAUGAUCCAGAGGAGCGGAUGGGGAACGUUCCCUGCUUUUUACACUGUGAUGAGGACCUCGCUUCCGGACGCUGCUCACUGUGAUGUCCAGCCCCUACCCCUCAAAAUCAAAAGGAAAAUAGAGAGAAUCUAAACCGAAUGGCAGAACUAUUGUCCCUUCCUCGCGUAACUCAGCCAUCACUGGCAGCCAGCCUGAAAAGUCAUGCAAGCAAGCCCUCUGAAGAGACAUUUGAAAUGGAAGCUCACAAGUGCUGGAUGUGCUUGAACCGAUAAAAGGAUGGUACGAGGCACCAGCUUCCUUCAGCAAUAAUUCUAGAAAUAUCACUCUUCAGACCUCCCUUCCACACUGUACUCUCAAGCUUUUGUAUUGCUUGGGUUUGUCUUUUGUUUUAAUUUUGGUUAUUACUGGCUCGGUCUGAUAAUUGCCAUAUGUUUUUAAAUGGGUAAGAAACAGUGAGGGUAUAAUGCGGAAACUUAAGCUGACUUUAAGUUCUUUAUUGUUUACGGUUACUUUUUUGUUGCUGUUAUUGUUUUACUCAUGAGUCUUCCUCUGACUGUCCUGAUUUCUACAUGAAGUGAAAAGAAUAAAAACAAAAUCUAGUCCAGAAUUAAAUGAUUGCAGCGAAUGGCAUUUUUAACCCAUUUCUAUGGCUUUUAUAUGAUUUUAAAGGUAGUCAAUUUUAGAUCUGUGCUUUUUUAAGUGAAAUCCAACAGAAGGAUGAGUUCUAUAAAUGUUUGUUGUGCUGGGAAGAACCGAAGGGAGUGAGGCGGGUGGGGGGGGGGGGGGGGGUGGGGGAUGAUUUCGCUGGCUCCCCUCGCCUCACUUCCUCGUCAGAUCUGCUGUUGGCCAUUUUCUUUUCUUUACUUAUGUAGGAACUCAGGUUGUUGUGAGGAAAUAUGAGCGAAUGAAUGAAGUUGUGUAUCAGUGAAUAGGUUUUUAAUUGAAUGAUGGUGCAAUGUUAAGCUUACAUGAAGUAUGGCUUCAAGAUCAUUUGAAAGACACCUCUAUGACUGGAUUACAGAAUAUCCUAUAAGAGAUUAUUUAACUUUAUUGAAACCUAAGAGAAAAAGUGUCACACCGGUGGCUUGACAACGCAACUUUAUUGGAGUGUUGAGUCAGUUGACUUAGUUGCUUUGGCUCUUGCAAUACAAUGUCUAUACAUGAAGAGCCAUACUACCUUUCCUAACUGUAACUCCCUGCUUUUUUCUUUCUUUUUUUUUUUUUUUAAGUUUCCUUCCUAAGCCUUUGUCUCCUGUGCUGUCCAGGAAUGAUAUCUCUGACUCCUGCAGUUUAUGGAAAUACCCUUUAAUCUGAUAUGUCAUUGUUCAACCAUUGUGCUGUAACAAAUCAGACCAGACGGGUGUCAUGCCCUGUCUGAGAACACAGAAAUCUGUCUGUAAAUACUUUUCAAAAUGCCCAUUUAAUAAAGACUUUUUAAAUAA
Molecule: messenger RNA, 2168 nt
Organism: Pimephales promelas (fathead minnow)
Lineage: Eukaryota; Metazoa; Chordata; Actinopteri; Cypriniformes; Leuciscidae
Source: RefSeq, a predicted model, not a curated record